UGUCAGUUGUGGCUUGAGGCUUGUUGGGUGUUUGUGGCUGAUUUCACAACAGAAGUUGGGUGUCUUAAGUUGCAUAUUUUUAUUUAUUUGUUUUAAAUAGUGUUUUUCCUUCAUUAAUCAGACUAUCAUAAUGAACAGUUAUGUGCAGCCUCGUUCUUUGUGCUAGUCGUUCUACCAUAUAUCUCGUAAAACAACGGCAGAAUCGCAAAAUGUUCUCCGGAUCAAUAGUGUUGAGCAAAUAAUACAAUUAAUCACUUUCUUGCUCAAUAGUGAAUUGUGUACCUUUAUGACAAGGUUGUUACAUUGUUCGUCACUAUAAGUGAAUCGGUUAUUUGACUUUGAUACCAACCUAAUCAAAUAAUGAGUUCUAAUCAUAAUCAACCACGCAAAAACCCUAAUAACUUUAAUAGACAUGGAAAUAAUCACCCAAAUCGUUCUAAUCACCCCCAUAACCACCAGAGAUGGCCAAACAGAUAUCAAAAAGACUUUAAUAGGGAGUACGAACCUAAUUUUAAUCGAGGUGAAUGUUCUGCAUCAUCAAAUUCAACCCAAAAGGAAUCUAAUUAUGGUUCAGGUUAUCCAAAGAACACACAGCUCAGCCCAGUAUCCAGAAAUAUUCAUUACCAAGGGGAAGGAGCAGGUAUCCAACAUCAAGAUAGGCGGCACAAUAUAAUUCCAUCCACAAACCAACCAGAGAGGCGUCACAGUAUACCACCAAAUUACCAUAAUGUAAAUAACAACAGACUUAUGCCUGGAUUAUCAGAUAGGAGACAUAUUUCACCUCCCUUACACAUUAACAUUUGUGACAGCAAUACUGCACCAUCAGAGAAUGUUCAUCCCAUUGGAAUGAUGGAUUUUUCACAAAGAAGAACCAACAGAGAUAUGAUAGUGUCUCCAGUUCACUUCCAGCAACAGUCUCCACAGUAUUACCGCCAAACUAGCGACGACAGUAUUAAAAGUGAAAGUCCGUCACGUAAGCGCAGGCGUUUGUCCCGGUCCGGACACCAUUUGGAUUUGCAGGUUGUUGGACCUCCAUCACCUCCUCGUAGGUCACCUAGACAACAUCCCCCAGCCACUUCACACCAUCAAAUGCAGGGUAGUCCACCGCUUCGAAGACCGCGCUACAGAGAAAGAAACGACUUUUCCCACACUCACCAUCAGCAGUUUAUCCCCAGUCCGCCGCCUGUGGCACAUGCCCACCCGCAUCCGCAUCAAAAUACGGUUAUGGUCGAUUUAAAUCAGGUACCUGUGGUGAACAUACCAAUGAACCAUCAUCACCACCACCAUCAUCAUCCACACCCCCAUUCCCACCACGAGGGACCAGCGGCCGCAGUUUGGGGAUACGCCGCGGGAACGCCCCAUAUUUCACUGUGCACUGCGCCCCCUGGCGCCCCUCCUCAUUUACAUACUUGUCACGUUCACGGACAUGUAUAUAGUACUACCAUAGUACCUCCAGUGCCGUCAUUAACUGGCUGCUUACCACCGCCUCCGUUCGCUGCCCCGCCUGCUUCCAUUCCAAUGCCGGGUCAUCAUCAACAUUACGGUUUAGGGCCACGUCCCGAGCUUACCGAUUUGGAUUUAUUGCAACGAAGCGAAGCUCACCAGCCACAUUUAGCAGCCCAUCCGCCUUUACAUGUGCCUCCAAUACAGGUACCAGCGUCAGCAGCUUCCAUUUUCCUAUCAGAAGCUCGAGGCGGCCCAUUAGAGUUGCUCAGGCAACGUGGACAACCGCAUCACGGUGCCCGACUAGCGCCCCCUAGGGCUCAUCGCUGGCAUCACAGCCCCAUAAUGACUCCGGCUCGGUACUCCGGGUUCCUACUUCACUUCUUAGCUAUGUUCUCAAACCCUCCGAUGUCACCGUUCAGCCAGACCGAUCUGAGCAGUUCAGAUAGUACUGAGACUGAGAAUUACGAGGCGUUAUUGAAUUUGGCCGAACAACUUGGUGAAGCUAAACCCAGAGGGUUGGCCAAACUUGAAAUCGAUCAAUUGGUCAGCUACAAGUAUAACGCCGAUACGCACGAGGGCGAUCAGACUUCCUGCGUUGUCUGCAUGUGUGAUUUUGAGGCCAGGCAGAUGCUAAGAGUGCUUCCUUGUUCGCACGAGUUUCAUGCGAAGUGUAUUGAUAAAUGGCUAAGGUCGAACAGAACCUGUCCGAUUUGCCGCGGAAAUGCAUCCGACUACUUCAACAACAGCGAAUGAGGGCAGCUAACCUCUUGCAAAACGGAGAGACACUAGCGCUAGAUUUAUCACAUUAUAUCCAAGUAAAAUGUACAAGUAAGAAACUGUGGAAAUCCUCUGGAGGUGCCAUUUUCGCCACUGUUGCCAGUAAACCUUAGAUUAAUAUUAUCCAAAUAAAUCUUUUUAUCUUA
Molecule: messenger RNA, 2369 nt
Organism: Anthonomus grandis grandis
Lineage: Eukaryota; Metazoa; Arthropoda; Insecta; Coleoptera; Curculionidae
Gene: mura
Product: RING finger protein 44
Exons: 10
Coding region: 361-2199 (612 amino acids)
Source: RefSeq, a predicted model, not a curated record